Aspergillus ruber CBS 135680 is the source of this 1125-nucleotide messenger RNA. RefSeq lists its product as uncharacterized. The record is from RefSeq and is a predicted model, not a curated record. NCBI's taxonomy places the organism in Eukaryota, Fungi, Ascomycota, Eurotiomycetes, Eurotiales, Aspergillaceae. The transcript has 2 exons. The coding region runs from base 1 to 1125 and encodes 374 amino acids.
AUGCCGCUCCACCUUCUGGGAAAGAAAUCAUGGAACGUGUACAAUCCGGAGAACGUCGCCCGCGUCCGGCGCGACGAGGCGCAAGCCAAAGCGCGAGAAGAGGAGGAAGAGCGCCGCAUGCAAGAAAUCGAUGCUGAACGCCGACUACAAAUCCUACGAGGAGAGCGCCCAUCUACCCCUCCCCCGCCACCAGCCUCACAACCAUCCGCCGGGCAACACGAGAAGAGAAGUCGCAAGGACGAAGAACCUGGACGAUUUAAUCGCAAGCGGAGACGUCUCGCCGGCGAAGAUGACACGGAUCGUGAUAUUAGAUUGGCAAUGGAAGAUGCACAACUCGCGGGCGGAAAAAGGGCGGAGCUAACUCGUUUGAAAACGAGUGAUGCGCCGCUUGAAGAUGGAACUGGUCAUAUCAAUCUCUUCCCGUCUGAAACAGGACGCGCACCAGUGGAGAAGAAUGCUGAGGCAGAGACAGAAGCAACCGAGAAGAAGCGCAGAUAUGAAGAGCAGUACACGAUGCGUCCCUCCAAUGCUGCAGGGUUCAGUCAGUCUGUUGGCAAGGCGCCUUGGUAUUCGUCUUCAGGGAGGGAAGCCCCUGCGCCAGAGUCUAUGCCUGGAAAAGACGUUUGGGGAAAUGAAGAUCCCAUGUGGAAACAAAGGGAGAUGACUCGGAUGGAUGCAAAUGAUCCUCUAGCGGCGAUGAGGAAAGGUGUCAAACAGUUGAGGAUGGUAGAACAAGAGCGCAACAGAUGGAACGAGGAAAGAAGACGAGAAUUGGAGGCUUUGAAAGCAGAAGGCAGAGAACAGUCACGUCGGCACAGACGGGGCCGAUCACCAUCCAGAGGAUCUAUCUCGGAGAAUAGUUUGGAGGGGUUCAAACUCAAUGCACCUCCAGACAGACAGCGGGAUGGCAAAGACCAAGAAAAGAGUUCGUAUCGAUAUCAUCGGCGUCACCGGCAUCGGCGUCGCCAUGAUAGGAGCCGUGAUCGCUCACGGCGGCACCAUUCUCACUCGCAUUCGCAUUCACAUUCACAUUUACAUUCACGUUCUCGCUCUCGUUCACGUCAUCAUCGUCAAGAUCACCAUGAAAACAGGAAUGAUGACCGGAGGUCAUCUCGCAGACCGUAG